UUCUCUUUUGGUAUCUGUGCUUAGUUAUAUUGAAUCGUGGUUAGGGAUUUUUUUCGUUACUACCUCUGAGUUAUAGCGUUUUUCGGCUUUGAUUUUGGUGUGUAAAAGUAUAGUCUGCCUCAACUCCAAUUCAAGUUUAUUUCAUUGACUUGAUUUUUCAGAUUUCAACUUCUAGCAUGUUGUGUUAGUGAUGUAAGUGAGUCUUAUCCCUUCGUAAUUACUGCCACUUACAUGGAAUUGACGAAACACCGUGCCCCUUCGCCUUUUCCUUUCAAGUUCUAAGAACUUGAAGAUGUAAUGCUAAUCUUGUAAGCUAAGUUGUUCUUGUUGGUUUACAUGUUGUGUUUGUUGUCUUCAUUUCUAAGUUGACUGUGGAUACUCUUUUUACGAAGCAAAUGGCUGCAACGCAAUCAGAUGGUACAUUCAGAAACUGAUCUCAAAAGUGACACUCUGAUAAUUUAUUUUCCGUUAUUAACUAUCUCUCAAGGGUCUGAUUGAAGAGAUAUAGUUAAACCAUCACUUAGUGGACUUGGGAUUUGGUCAUUUUAAUCAAGUUGCAAAAGUUGUUUCAUCAAUUGUAAAAAUUCUGCUGAAGUUGGAUGAAAUCAUGGUUGAAUACUGUGAAUGCUUGAUACAUUUUCUUGGCUGCUGAAUCAAACCUUGGGGAGAUUGCCCCAAAGAUCUAGUUGUUUAGGGGAGAGAAUCAAUAGCUACCUGCUUUGAAUUUCUAUAACAUUUGGAUGUUGGGUGAGUCCUGACAGCUUACCGUCAUUUUAAAGGCAGGAUCAUUCAUUGCCAAUAUAUUUCUGGUUACAUGGGCAUGGGAGGUGAAUUCAAAUACAUGAUCCCCACCACCGAAAAAAAAAAAAAACAAAAGAAAAGAAGAAAAGUUAAAAAUGGCAAGACCCCUGUGAACUGCAUCAUGUACCCUUAUUUUAAGCACACUGUUGCGCUUUUCUUUUGGACCACGUAUUUUUUCUUCAUUUCUCUUCAUUCAAGAAUUAAAUUUGAUAGGAAUGGAUUCGAUGCUUUCUCCUACUCUGUAGGCCCCUGCGCAAUGGGAAAAUUGAUGCUGGACAAAUAGAGCAAUGAAAGAAAGAGAGAGAUUAUGGGAUGACAGAAAGUGGGGAAGGACAGAAGUGGGAAAACACAAUUCUUACACACAUUCUCAGUUCUGAAUUCAUGUCUGACAAAUCCAAAUUUGUAGCAAUCCUUAGAACUUGAACUGGCAAACCCCAAAUGAUAGAAGAGAAAUCCUAAAUUACUAUUAAUUCCCAAUUAAUUUAAAAUACUGUUGUAACGCCUAAUUACUACUGAUUAAUUCAAUAUCCAAAUCACUCUAAAUUUUCAAUGCACGCAAAUUUCAUAUUUUAUACUCUCGUACCCAAUAUUUCUUUCCUAUUGUGUCUGGCAGAGACAGACAUGUUUAUGAUUCAAAAGUCUGAUGUUGCAUUUUUUGUUAAUUUAGUUAGAUUUUGCAUUAUUAUAUAAUUGGUAUGAGUUUUGCAUUAGUGAUGUCUGAUGUGAGUUAAAUUUUUGAUAUACUGUUUAUUUUAUUAUUAAAUUAUUGUUUUUUACAUAAUAUGAACCUUAUAACGCUGUAUGUACCUACACAACAUGUUAUUUGCUAUUAAUUAAUAAUGAUUAAGUGAAUGUGAAAGUAAAAAAAUUCAGUGCCUAAAAGCUCUAUUUGCCAAGAGGUUACAACAAAAAUAAACGACUUUUCCUUUGUUCUUAAAUUUUUAGUCAUGUCUAAAUGGUAUCAUGACACAGAGGGAGUGUGACAGUUCAACACUUAAAUUAGAUAAGAGAUCUCAUCUUUUUGUUUGCAUAUACUUGAGCCAACACUCUUGUAUAGUUGCUGUAUAAUGUGUUAAAAAAUUCUGUUAAAAUGUCUAGUUAUAUAGCGUAAAUUUAUUUUAUUUCUUUAGUAAAUAGAUUAGUUGGUGGUUGGUGGUUGGGGGUUAAGAUAGCAUUUAUUAUUCUAUAGUGAUGUACUCUUAUAAAUAGCAUUAUGUAAAUGAUAGUAGUGAAAAUAAUAAAAGAGUAGUUUUUAACCAAAUUUGUUAUGGUAUCAGAGCCUAUCUGAGGCUUAGAGUUCUUUACUGGGUUCAUUUUUUGUGUUACGGUUUCAAUUGUCUUCGUGCGUUAGGGUUAUGAACAGGCAGGCUCACUAUUGUCGGAGACUAUAUAGCCUACACGCGCUGGACUACCGCCUUCGCUUGCCGCCAACUGGCCGAACCUAGAAGUUCGACCAAUGUCUGCUGCCACGUGCUGGCCGACUAAAUCUGGCCAGUGCUGCGUUUUUGGUGUGUGAGAGCGAGUCUAGGCCUCCGUUUGGCCUCCAGUCACCUCCAUUUUGCUUGGAAUCUCCUUCUCUCCUUGUUUUAGUCAUGUUUGACAAAAAAAACACAUAUGACAGUACUGGGUCUUCCUUGUUUGGGGUUUCUGGGGAGCUGCCAAGUGUUUCAGUUGCUCAUCGAUUGAUUGGAGCCAACUUUCUAGCUUGGUCUCAGUAUGUUCGUACCUUUUUAAAGGGUCCAGGGAAGCUUAGUCAUUUACUUGAGGCUGGUCCUAUGCCAGGAGAACCCAAGUUCAAUGCUUGGGAUGAAGUUGACUCAAUGAUAAUAUCUUGGCUGUGGCAAUCUAUAGCCCUUAAAGUUAGUCACACAUGUUUGUUUCUAUCCUUGGCUAAGGAGAUUUGGGAUACGGUGUAUCGGAUUUACUCAAAGGUAAAGGAUGCUACCCAAAUUUAUGAGAUACAGAUCAAGAUUUUCAAUACCAAACAGGGCAGUAAAUUUGUCACUAAAUACUAUAUCCUUAUGAAGAGUUUGUGGCAAGAAUUAGACCACUAUCAGUGUAUUACUUUGAAAGAUCAUGAUGCAGCUACCUUUAAACGCUUUAUUGAAAAGCAGAGAAUUUUUGAGCAUGUUAUUGGGCUUAAUUCAGAAUUUGUUCCUGUAAGAGUUCAAAUUCUUGGUCGAGAAGAUGUUCUCUCUCUCAAUGAGACCAUUGCCAUUGUAUUAGCAGAAGAAGGCCAUUGAGGAGUGAUGAUGGAAACUCCAUCAGUGGAAAGCUCUACCUUGGUGUCAAGGAAUGUUGCUCCUUAUUCUGUGGAAAAUGAGAAACGAGGAGACUUUUCGAAGAAAGAACCUAUUCGAUGCUCUCAUUGCAAGAAGCUGUGGCACACUAAGGAGAAGUGUUGGAAGCUGCAUGGUAAGCCUCCAAAUAUGAAAAAAGGGCAAGCUCAUGUGGCCACUGAUUCUACUAGAGAGAAUUCUAAUCAGAUUGACCUUAAGGGAGAGAUUGAAAAACUAAGAUCUAUGCUAGAGUCACUUGACAAGGUGACUACUUCUGGUUCUGGUAUAGCUAUCUAUUCUUGGGGUUCUCAGGAUCAAGAGACGAAUCAGAUGAUCGGACUUGCUGAAGAAAGAGAUGGAUUUUAUUUUUUUGAUGAGCCAAGUGAAUGUAGUUUUCACUUGAAAGAAGAGAAUAUCUCAACUUACACAAAUCCAAUCAUCUAAAGCGACUCCUACUCAAACUUCUGAACCCGUGCAUGAAAAUUGUGAGGUCUUUGGGUGGAAAUGACACAACUGGGCAGAAGCCUUCGACUUCCAAUGUUGAGUUUGCAUUAGUUACCUUUAGUACUCGUGGAUGUUAUUCUGGUAUUGUUGCGCAACGGACUGGCUGGACAAGUGACCCUGAUACAUUCUGGAAAUGGCUUUCAGCUCUGUCCUUUGUUGGCGGUGGUUUUGAUGAUGCUGCAAUUGCAGAAGGGCUCUCUGAAGCUAUCAUGAUGUUCCCCACUUGUCAAAAUGGAAGCCGAAGUCAACAGAAUGUGAACUUGCAAAAGCACUGCAUUCUUGUUGCAGCAAGUAAUCCCGACCCUGUGCCGACACAAGUUUAUGUACCGCGCCUGCAGAAUUUAGAUCAAGGUGAAACCAUAGAAUCAGAUACAGGGAAUCGUCUACAUGAUGCUGAAGCUGUUGCUAAAGCAUUUCCUCAGUGUUCUGUCUCUCUAUCUGUUAUCUGUCCAAAGCAGCUCCCCAAAGUUAAAGUCAUUUACAAUGCGGGGAAGCGAAACAGCUGUGCAGCAGGUCCACUUGUUGAUAUAAAAAACUCCAAUUUUCUUGUUUUAAUAUCUGAAAGUUUCAGGGAAGCCUGUUCUGCUUUGAGUCGUUCUGGAAUCACAACUCUACCUUCAAAUCAAAGCCCUGUGAAGGUGGAUGCAGGCCCUGUUGCACCAGUUACCGUUGUCUCUUCUGGCACUGGUAUAACAAUUCCUACUCCCAGAACGUCUCAGCAAGCACAACAGGGGAUGCAACUACUUGUUGUGAAUAAUGCAGCAGCUAAUAUGCCUUUACAGCAACAGACCUCAGGUGCUCUGCAAUCUACACAAUCAAAAUAUGUGAAGGUUUGGGAGGGGAGUUUAUCUGGGCAAAGACAAGGACAGCCCGUAUUUAUCACCACACUAGUGGGUUAUCGGAGUUUUUCAGCUUCUGAAUUGCUUGCAUCAGACUGGCGACACACAAUGCGAAUAGAUCGUCUUAUAUCUCAAGACCACAUGAAUAACCAGCAAUACGUUGGGAAGGCAGAUUUCCUAGUUUUUCGGGCUUUGAACCCGCAUGGGUUUCUUGCUCAGCUUCAGGAAAAGAAGCUGUGUGCCGUUAUCCAAUUACCCUCACAGACGUUGCUACUAUCUGUCUCUAGCAAUGCCUGCUGCUUGAUUGGGAUGCUUUUUCCUGUGGACACGGUGGUAAUUAACCCACGAUUGUCCAGCCAGCAGCAGCAAUAAAUGCAACAGCAGCAGCAUCAGCAGAUGCAAUCGCAGCAGCAGCCUCCUCAACUUGAGCAACUGCAACAUCAGCAGCAGAUUCCUCAGCAACAGCAAAUGGUUGGUGCAGGGAUGAGUCAAGCAGCGUAAGUUCAAGGUCCGGGACGGUCACAACUGGUAUCUCAGGGACAGGUAUCAUCGCAAGGUGCACCCAACAUGGGUGGAGGGGGAUUCAUGAGUUAGCUCCGUUCUGCAUAUUGUUCCUCCACAAUCUAUGCUAAGAUUAUAUGAGAGUCAUGAUGUAUGAGUCUGAACCUCAGAAUGCUGUUGAAAAAAUUGAUCACGUGGCAGUUUUAGAGAUAGGUUGAGUUUCAAAUUGCAGAUAGUUUAGCCUUGUGAUUAUUUAUUUUGCCAAUGAACCGUAAAGAACCAUGCAGGAGGCUUUAUAUUGUUAUAAGAAUUAAUGUUAACAACGCAAUGCAAGUUUGCUAGCUAGAUACUGUGGCAUAGGUUGCCCUUUC
Messenger RNA from Prosopis cineraria, 5295 nucleotides. Its product is annotated as mediator of RNA polymerase II transcription subunit 25-like. The record is from RefSeq and is a predicted model, not a curated record. Gene Ontology annotation, biological process: positive regulation of transcription by RNA polymerase II. Gene Ontology annotation, cellular component: mediator complex; transcription regulator complex. NCBI's taxonomy places the organism in Eukaryota, Viridiplantae, Streptophyta, Magnoliopsida, Fabales, Fabaceae. The transcript is spliced from 16 exons. The coding region runs from base 3557 to 4795 and encodes 412 amino acids.